Messenger RNA from Fomitiporia mediterranea MF3/22, 1374 nucleotides. RefSeq names its product kinase-like protein. NCBI's taxonomy places the organism in Eukaryota, Fungi, Basidiomycota, Agaricomycetes, Hymenochaetales, Hymenochaetaceae. Gene Ontology annotation, biological process: protein phosphorylation; regulation of mRNA processing; spliceosomal complex assembly. Gene Ontology annotation, molecular function: ATP binding; protein kinase activity. The annotation marks the transcript as partial. The record is from RefSeq and is a predicted model, not a curated record. The transcript is spliced from 6 exons.
GGAUGUCAGACGAUCCUCCCACUCCUCAACCCACAUACCAAGCUAGCGAGGACUUGAAAAACAUGCAGUGGCCAGAAGAGAAUCUAGCAUUAUCCUCUGAUGAGGGGGGCGGAUUCUAUCCAGCUCGGAUUGGAGAAAUCUUCGACGAGGCACGAUUUGUCAUUACAAAGAAGCUCGGCUGGGGUGGCUUUUCGAGCGUAUGGCUAGCAAGGGAUCGCAAAGAUGACCGUUUUGUUGCCCUCAAAAUUCUGUCAUCGCAUGCAUCAAGGGAAAUAGAAGCAGGACGGCUCAAGGAACGCGAUAUUCUUCGAAAGGUCUCGAGUGCGGCUCCUUCUCACCAUGGGUAUCAACACGUAGUCCAUCUUCUCCAUGAAUUCGAAUUUGAAAGUUUUGCCGGUCGUCAUAUUUGUUUCGUCACAGAUGUUCUCAGCUAUAGCGUUCCAAAUCUGCUAGAAGAGCUGCCAGAUCCGCGACUCCCACUGAAGUUUAUUUUACGUAUUACAAAGCACGUUUUGAAAGGCCUCGAAUAUCUGCACGAUGAGUGCAAGGUAGUUCAUUCCGACUUAAAACCUGGAAACCUUCUUCUCUUGCCGUCUGAUAUAGAUACGGUCGUCAUGCAUGAGCUCGUAGAACGACCGCCCACACUUUACGAGUUCCCGAAGACAGUGCCGCCAGACGAGCUUCCAUUUCAUCCAGUUGUCGCCUGUCCUCUUUUGUUUGACUUGCCUUCGAACCAAGACACUAGAUUACAUUGGGUCAUUGCAGACUUAGGGCACGCCCAUCUGCAAGACGAGCACCUAAGCAAUAUCAUUCAGCCAUAUGCUCUACGUGCCCCAGAAGUCAUUCUUGGCCUUGAAUGGGGUCCUGCUGUCGAUAUUUGGAGCCUUGGAUGCAUGAUGUACGAGUUUGCAACGGGCACAUGGCUUUUUACACCUGAAGCUACUGACGGUCUAUCUCGCGAUGUUGUCCAUCUUGCACAGAUGACUCUGCGCACUGGUCAAGAACAUAAUGAAUCUGUAUUGAAGAAAUACGAAGGGCAAAGGAAGCUAUAUGGUCUCAGAGAUAUGUUGAAGCGUGCAACUGCAAUUACAGAAAGCAUUGGAUUUGGGUGCAUUGAAUCCAGAAUAAACGAAUCGAGCGUCUACAACAACAGUGCCGAAGAGGUUUCUGUAUUCAUCAGGCUAAUACGGACAUUUUUAGUGUUUGACCCUAAAGAGAGACUGAGUGCUAAAGAAGCUUUGCGUGAUCCAGUUUUUGAACAUAUUUAACGGUUGUUCCUGCUUCUCUAACCCCUCUCUCAUCCCAGUUCCCUGUCUCUUCCAAACAGUAUAACAUGUGUAGAACAAGACCACUAACAUUAUAACCUUAAUUCUU